ACUGAACAGAAGAAGCGCGUGCCAUCGCGUGCCCGCGAUCCCGAAGAUGAACCAGCCUGAACGGUCCAAGGGCAACUUCAAAAAGCGGCGCGCUUCCAAAUCAAGCCGGAAGAUGGAGCACUCGACCGCCGCCUCAAACGCUGACGAGCCGUUGAAGCCGACUCCGGAGAAGACGACUGUCAGCGCUGGCCGGCCAUCCGAUCCUGAAACACUCGCCGCGGCGGUCAAGAAAAACGGGGAGAAACGACUGUCCCCCAAGCGUUCAGCAUCAACGUCGUCUCAGGCGCAACAUAGACGCAGCAAGACUCACAGCAUCUCCACCGGUCCCGUGUCGUUAACUCAUCAAAGCAAAGCCGUGCACGAAGCUGAAGCCAGUCAAAGUGGCGCCAGUACUUCAUUGCUGGGUCAGGCUGUGCUGUCAUCGAUAUCAACGUCGACAUCCACAGGAGGUGGAACCUUGUCAUUGGAGAGCUCGCCAAAGUCCUGCAAUCCGGGCGAGGCGACCAUCGAAUGGGGAGUCAGCGAACCAGCCACCGCAGCUGUCAAUAUGGCUCAGUCGAAGCAGGUCGGGGUGCAAGCGUCAGCGCAGCCCAGUGGCCAGGUCGCCGUCGGUGUGGCCCCGGUUGAAUAUAUCGAGACGCAGCCACUAGCGAAACCGAAGGUCCAACCAGUCAAAGAGGAGCCACCAAAGGCGGCGCCACCGAGCACGCAUGCUCAUACUCGGACGGCGAUCAAUGAGGUGACGCGGCCUCUGAUAGAUCCACUGGACAAGCCGGUGCCACCGGCGUUGGCACCAGAGACUAAGGCAGACGCGAAGCCCGAGACGCAAAAACCGAAGCGGGAAAAGCAGCAGACGGUGGACAGCAUACAGACCGACACGCCACCUCUGCCACAGCUUCAAGAAGAGCGUACGCCCGUCUUUGUAGACGCGGCGACGCAGUCCUGCACUCUCACCACAGCCGCACCGCCAGCGCAUCGGAAUGCCGCAGUCGACACGGGAACGGACGCUCCCGACGACUUCUGGGUGGCGCCCAGGGGCGACCCGGAGCUUCCUUUCGCCUCCGCAGAGUACACGUCGCCACCAGGGGGUGUGGUGUCCACCGCCAAGGUAGCGGCUGUGAGAGGCGCCCAGAAGGCUGAUCGCAAACACCUCGAGAGCACGGCUACUGGGGGUGUCGGCCGCAAAACCACGGCCGCGACGACUGAAGCGGGCGGCGGGGCCACUACGGAAGCGACGGUCAUGUUGGACGUGAACCCGUACGUGCGCUACCCGCUGCUCAUCAUGAACCUCCUCAUCUGGUUCAUGGGUGUGACACUACUGCUGGUCGGAGCGUACGCCUACGUGGACACCUGGACCACGUCGGAUAUCCCGUCGCAUUCGACUUCCUACAACAUCUACAGCAUGUUCGUGAUCAAGAUGGAGAUCUCGGUGAUGCUGUUCGGCUCGGUGACCAUGUCGUUGUCGUUCUGCGGCUGCGUCGGCGCGCUUCGCGAGAACACCUGCCUGCUGAAUAUCUACUCGUCGUUCAUCACUGCGCUGCUGCUCAUCAACCUGGUCGUAGGCCUCAUCGUCUUCUUCCUGCCGUCGCAGAUCAAGAAGCUUCUCUCCGAGACUUUCUCCAUGGAGCUAAUCGUCCACUACCGGGACUCGCCGGACUUCCAGAGGCUCAUGGACAGCAUACAGGAGCGGAUGCAGUGCUGCGGCAUCUCGAGGAGGAACUUCAGGGACUGGAACGCCAACAUGUACUUCAACUGCUCCCGCGCCAACCCGAGCAGUGAGCGCUGUUCCGUUCCUUAUUCGUGCUGCAAGCGCAACAAUACCGAACAGGUGGUGAGCCUCUCGUGUGGCCGCAACGUCCUCAACAUGACCGACUACGACGCCUGGUUCCAGGUGUACACGGGCAACUGCCUCGACUCGGCGCACCGAUACGUGCGCGAGAACGUCACCAUCAUCACGGGACUCUGCCUCGUCUUCGUCAUCGUGCUCGCCUUCGUGCAGAUGGUCACGCAGGCACUCAUCGACGAGAUACUCAUCAUUCGCCGCAUCUACGAGAAGUUCUACGAGCGAGCCUACGACAUGCGCGCCGCCCAGGAGCAGACCGAGCCGUCGGCCAACUAACGGGCGCUUCAGCUAUACAGCCACGGCAACGUCCACAGGUCCAUUAUUACAGAAGGCAGACCAUUUACGUGGGCUCAUACGCAAGAACAAUCUCGGCAACUUGCUUCUGUCCCGAUCACUACGUUAGUGCGCGUUGAUGUCUGUUAGACGCUGGAAGUGUUCGUUAGUGUCAACGAAGUAUACUGUUAAUAUACAAGAUAUAUGCCAGAGAACUGUACAACCUCGUUGCGUUCUUUUUUGAGGCGUCUGGAGGAGCACAAUCUGUUGGUGACGAUGAACUGCAGAUGUACCGCACAGUUCACUGGAUUGUCACAAGUCACACGAGACGUUGCUAGAAUCUGCAGGGUCCUUAAUGCGUGGUAAUUGCUUUGCCAAGGUCGUUGUUGCCAAGGACGUUGUUGCAGCAAGGCUGGGCUCUGGGUAACGCCUUGUUAUGAUCUCUGCAGCAGCAGAAGCUGACAAUGACCAGGAAGUUCAGUGAAGGUGUUUUGAAAAGCACAGGGCAGCGAGCCCGCAGCCUUCGGUCAAGUGUACUACGGUUGGUAUUCCGUGGGCUGCGCAGCGCCGCACACUUCGUUAUCGUGUAGAUAUGUUGUAUAUAGACGAUGUUUAAAAGCAUUAUGACGUA
Molecule: messenger RNA, 2747 nt
Organism: Dermacentor albipictus
Lineage: Eukaryota; Metazoa; Arthropoda; Arachnida; Ixodida; Ixodidae
Cellular component (GO): plasma membrane
Source: RefSeq, a predicted model, not a curated record